Messenger RNA from Chelonoidis abingdonii (Abingdon island giant tortoise), 1185 nucleotides. Its product is annotated as lipase member M-like. NCBI's taxonomy places the organism in Eukaryota, Metazoa, Chordata, Testudines, Testudinidae. Gene Ontology annotation, molecular function: hydrolase activity, acting on ester bonds. The record is from RefSeq and is a predicted model, not a curated record.
AUGUGGUGGUUUAUGGCAGUAGUCUGUCUAAUACAAGCCAUUACAAACUCAGAAGAACUCAUCAAGAAAAGAAACAUGAAUCCCGAAACAUUUAUGAAUAUUAGUCAGUUGAUCUGCUAUGAAGGAUAUCCCAGUGAGGAGUAUGAAGUUCUGACAGAGGAUGGCUAUUACUUGAGAAUAAACAGAAUUCCUUAUGGCAGAGGAAAACCUACAGACAAAGGUCCAAAGCCAGCUGUGCUUCUCCAGCAUGGAUUGUUUGGUCAAGGUACCAACUGGAUCGAAAAUUUGGCCAACAACAGUUUGGGCUUCAUGCUAGCAGAUGCUGGCUAUGAUGUUUGGAUAGGAAAUAGCAGAGGAACAACAUGGUCUCAAAGACACCAGAAAUUUUCAGUUGCCCAAGAGGAAUUUUGGGAUUUCAGUUUUCAUGAAAUGGGCAAAUAUGACCUUCAAGCUAUGAUAAACUUUAUUCUGCAGGAAACUGGACAGAAGCAACUGUAUUAUAUUGGCUACUCUCAGGGAGGCAGUAUGGGAUUCAUAGCAUUUUCUUCCAUGCCACAGCUGGCACAGAAAGUCAAAAUGUUUUUUGCCUUGGCUCCUGCUGUCACCGUUGGACACACCAAAAGCCCUAUAGUGAGAAUGUUGUUAAUGCCUGAAGAAGCAUUACAGGAUCUUCUUGGCAAAAAAGAGUUCUGCUGGUGGGGUAAGACUAUGAGGGAGUUCGCUGCCAAAAUAUGCUGCUAUGACUUACCUAAUAGACUUUGUGCCAAUGCAUUUUUCUUUGCGGGUGGAUUCAAUGAGAAAAACAUAAAUAUGAGUCGAAUGGAUGUGUACACAGGCCACUUCCCAGAUGAAACAUCUAUUAAAAACAUACUGCACUGGGCCCAGGCAGUUAAAUCAGGAGAAUUCAAAUAUUUUGACUAUGGCAGUGAGAACCAGGCUAAGUACAACCAGUCUGUCCCUCCCUUCUAUAAGAUAGAAGAUAUGACUGUGCCCACUGCAGUAUGGUCCGGUGGAGAGGACUGGAUGGUAGACCCAAAGGAUAUUGACAUGUUACUCCCUCUCAUUACUAACCUAGUUUACCACAAGAAUAUUUCUGACUGGAACCACUGGGAUUUCACCUGGGGUCUUGAUGCAGCCGAGCGUGUGUACAGUGAAAUUAUUGCGCUGAUGGGAAAGUAUCCAUAA